Molecule: messenger RNA, 648 nt
Organism: Drosophila biarmipes
Lineage: Eukaryota; Metazoa; Arthropoda; Insecta; Diptera; Drosophilidae
Exons: 2
Coding region: 39-584 (181 amino acids)
Source: RefSeq, a predicted model, not a curated record
GCUGAAAGUCCAUCGACAUUAUAGUAUAAUCAUUGGUCAUGAAAGCAUCGUAUUUGAUAUGUGGCUUAUACGUCCUGAUGAGCGUAGUAUGUGGCGAAAAUCGCGGAAUACGAGUUUACUUCGAUGACUUCGUAGUCAAGUAUAAGGCGCCAGACAUUUUUGUAAAGAUGGAUUCCAAUUUAACGCAAUCAAAUAAUCGGAGCUACAUUAACUUGGAGGUGAUACUUAAGAAAGAUGUUAAUGAUAUAAACGUUCGACUUUCGAUGGAGUUUUGGAAACCAAAUGCCAAGGCCAAAAUGAAAUUGUACGACGUUCGUGUGGAUGGUUGUCAAUUGCUUCGAAGUAUUCACCAAAAUAAACUGUUUAAUGUAUUUGUGAAGAGCUUUAAAAAGCAUGCCAAUGUUAUUUUGAUGUGUCCUCUUAAGGCGAACUACAGCUACAAGAUGGUGAAUUGGUUUUUGGAUGAAAAUGAUCUGCCGGCCUUUGUGCCGGUCGGCAAAUUUCGAACACUCACUGAAUAUUACACCCAACAGCGUUUGGGAAUACGUAUUGUGGCAAGCGGCGAUGUUUUGGCCAAACACUGAGCCAUUGCAAUAAAAUUGCAAAAAGGGGACAGUUAACAAAUAUGACUAUAAACUAAAUAGUCCU